AUGAACCAAAUUUUGAGCAAAAGUCAACCUAUCGAAAUUACCAACGAAAAAAUUCAACCUGAAAAACCUACGGUAUUUUCAAAUCUCGCCAACAUUUCAACCGCGUUCACCGACUCUAUACUACUAUUCCUCGGUUUACGGCCUUCCGAAAAUGAUGAUCGCACGACACCACCAACAUCGUCAAUUAUGAUGCGUUAUGGCCUGAAUCCACAGGAGAUGGCCUACGUUCAGUUUAAAAGCUCUCGCCUGAAAGGUUUUAACGGCGUAUUGACAUUUUUUCAACAACCAAAUGGUUCAACUGUUGUUUACGGACAGUGGAGUGGCUUAAAGGAUCUGGACCCAAUGAAUUAUGAAUUUGUAAUUUAUAAAAAUGGGGUAAUGCAGCGUGACAUGACUAUCAAUAUACGUCGAGAUAUCGAAGUUGAAGGUAGUUCGGCCUUCUUGUUAACCACUUUUGGAUCUCUACCACUUUCUGGAAUCGAUAAAAUAAUUGGCGGCCACCUACAUAUUUUAAAUUGUGGGAAGGUUAUUGCAAAAUCAGAAAUUUGUAAAAUUUGA
Molecule: messenger RNA, 558 nt
Organism: Cetraspora pellucida
Lineage: Eukaryota; Fungi; Glomeromycota; Glomeromycetes; Diversisporales; Gigasporaceae
Source: the annotation of a GenBank genome assembly